UUUUAUCCAUUCACUGAUUCGUCCCCUUGUUUCUUUCAUUUAUUAUACCUAUUUAUUUUUUUUCGUGCUGUUUUACUGCUCAAUAUUAUUAAAAAAAUUUUUUUUGUGGCACUACACACUUUUCUUUCUUUUUUUUUAUUAAAAUGAUGAAUAUUAAAAUUAUAUAUAUUUUUUUGUUUUUUUUUCUGAAGCGUUUUUUCGCUUAAUAUAUAUUUUUUAAUUAAAAAUUUUUUUCUUAAUUUUUUUAAAAAUUUUUUAGUUAUUAAACUAGCCCGAAAAAAAAUAAAUUUUUUUUAUUUUCCCCUUCAAAAAUAGAUGCCAACUCAAUAAUAGUCAUGAAAGGAAAUUCUGAUAACGUUCGUUUGCCGCGUGUGUCAAAUAAAUGCAAAAACUUUACCCCUCCAUAUCCUAUUUGUCUAACAACUCACUGUGGCCAAGACUUUCUAUGCUUCUUUACAAAAAAAUUUGCAUUCAGUAAUCAUUUUUUGACUCCAAAACCAAUAGAAAUUGACGGAGUCGAAUAUUGUUGCUCCGAACAGUUUUACAUGUAUAUGAAAGCAAUGUAUUUUGAUUAUCAUUCACUUGCCAAAGAAAUAAUGUUAACCAAUGACCCAUCAACUAUCAAAAGACUUGGAAAUGCGGAUACAAUGAGGCAACGACAAGCAAAUGGAGCAGAAUUAAAAUGUAGAGAUUUUGACCAUGAUAAAUGGAGAAAAGUUAAAAGAAAUGUGAUGCUUACAGGAUUACGUGCAAAAUUUGAACAAAAUGUGCAAUUAUUUAAUAUGCUUAUUGAAACUGAAGAGGCUUUACUUAUUGAAGCGAGUCAAACAGAUACGUUUUGGGGUAUAUAUUUUUUUUAUUUCUUUUUUUUUUAUUUUGUGGAAUUUUUUAGGGGUUUUAAGCAUAAUCCCCUCUUUUUCCUAUUUCUUGACUUUUUUUGCCUAGGUUUCUUACUGGUUAGAAAUUUUUUAUAUUUUUGGUGUAGUGGGUUAUGUUUGUGUUUCGUUAUAGAAAGGUCGAAGGUUCAAUUCCAUCUUGUGGCGAAUUUUUUUGGCUUGUUUAGGGAUUAA
This is a messenger RNA of Meloidogyne enterolobii, 1070 nucleotides long. NCBI's taxonomy places the organism in Eukaryota, Metazoa, Nematoda, Chromadorea, Rhabditida, Meloidogynidae. The record is from the annotation of a GenBank genome assembly.